Molecule: messenger RNA, 2233 nt
Organism: Mytilus californianus (California mussel)
Lineage: Eukaryota; Metazoa; Mollusca; Bivalvia; Mytilida; Mytilidae
Product: protein O-linked-mannose beta-1,4-N-acetylglucosaminyltransferase 2-like
Exons: 2
Coding region: 179-1939 (586 amino acids)
Biological process (GO): protein O-linked glycosylation via mannose
Cellular component (GO): endoplasmic reticulum
Molecular function (GO): protein O-acetylglucosaminyltransferase activity
Source: RefSeq, a predicted model, not a curated record
CAAUUUUGGUACCCUCACGUUGUAUGUCUUUCAUAAAAAAAGAUUUUUUUUCAGAGAAUGGAAGAGUAUAAAGAGAUGAUUGGCAGAGUCAUAAAGUGUAUCACAAGUGUGAAGUCUAUAGGAAUAAAGUAAAGAAAGAGGUUUUCAUAUAUUUAGGAUCAAAAUCAGGAUACAGAAAAUGAGUCUACACAUGAUAACCCAUGCUGUAAUGUUUGCUGUCAUAGCAACGUUAGUAAAGAAAUACUUUCAACUUCUUUAUCAGCUGGAUGAUUUACAGGAUAGAUGUCUGUAUGCAGAGUGGGAACAUUCAAACAAAGCAGAUUCAAAUACACACAAAAUUCCAGAUGAGUCUCAAAGUAACAUGAAAUUCAAUUCUUUUGAAACAUGUCAGUCAAAUUUUAAACAUCAUGUUUGCCAUUUUAAAAAUCUAUGUUAUCAGCCAAAAGAAAAUUUGUUUGUUUUUUUCUAUAACAAUGAUGAAAUGAAAUAUAAUUCCUUAAACAGAAAUAAGAUUCCAUCACUUUCAACUCCAGCUGACUUCACAGGACAUGAACUGCCACUUACAUUUCUCAGUGAAAACUUUUCAACACAAUUCAGUGUCAGUUGGAUAAAUAAAACUAGUUACAUUUUCAGUCGUUUCAAGUCUGACAAUCUCAUGCAUGUUAUUCAUGAUGACUUGCUGCCUUUACAUUUCACGAUGAAACAUUUUGAAAAUUUGAAAUCAAAGAUGGCUACUAUCGAUAAAUUUGAUGCACAGAUUGUAUUCAUGGAUGACUGGCCUCCAGGAGAUUACAGAACAUUGUAUGAACUUUUUACAAGUUCUCAACCUCAGUAUAAAAUAGAUAUACAAGGUAGUGAACCACAAUAUGGUAAAGAAACACAAGAUGACAGAGAACUUGUAUGUUUCUCAAGUGCAAUAGUCGGUCUUUUAACAGAUACUUUAUGGUAUAAUUAUGGGUUUAUUGAGCCACAGGGCCCUAUAUUAGACUCCACAGUUUAUGCUCAGCAAAUUAAAUCUACUAGUCACUUUAUUUUACAUCAUCUGGAUUCCAAUGCUCAGCAUUUAACAGACUUUAUAGUUUUAAUAUCGAGGAAAGAAAAUCGUAAAAUUAUAAAUGAAAAUGAUCUAGUCCAAGCAAUUUUACAAGAAUUUUCCUUGAAAGUUGUAACAAUAAGUAGUGAAACACAUUCAUUAACAGAUAUGAUAACCCUUGUUUCUAAUGCUAAGGGUAUAAUAGGAAUGCAUGGAUCAUUGUUAACUUUAGCCAUGUUUUUAAAACCAGGGUCUUUCAUAAUAGAACUCUUUCCAUAUGCUGUGUCACCUGAUCAAUAUACACCAUACAAGACAUUAGCCAACAUCAAAGGUAUGGAUAUAAAUUAUGUCUCUUGGGAAAAUACCGAUCAGAAAUCUACAGUCGGUCAUAUUGAUUAUCCACCCGAGCAUGGAGGUCUGAUGCAUUUACAGUCAGAAGUUCAGAAGGAAAUAAUGAACCAGAAGAAAGUACCCAAACAUUUAUGUUGUGAUGAUCCUUCUUGGCUUUAUCAUAUAUAUCAGGACACUUUUGUAGACAUCAGUGCAAUCAUGAAUGUAAUCAAAACAGUCAUAAAUAAAGGAAAGAGUAUCCGACAUUCUGCAUAUCAUGAAACACCUUCUGAAAUUAAGAAUCUCAAUUGUAAGCUUAUCAUGGAGCAAACUUGUUCACUUUAUAUAUCAUGGGAAAUACCAUGGAACAUUCAGUUCUUAACUUUUGACAAACUUAACUAUGAAAUUAUACUUGAGGAAAGUGACGCAGAAGCUUCAGUUAAAUAUGUAACUGACAAAUUAAAAUUAGAUAUACACAACAUGAUAGACUGUGAUAAAAAUUACAUUGUGUGGGGAAGAGCUGUGGUAGAUGGUAUGUCUCAUGGCAAUUAUAUAAGUAAAGAUUGUCGUAAUUGAUGUGCAAUUCAAAUUUCAUGGAUACAUUGUUGUUCUUUCAUAGUCUUGUUUCGUAAGAUCUGUUUUAUGUUGUUCUGCUUUUUUUUUCUUUUUUGUUACAUUAAUGUUGAGGAAGAUUAUAAUACAUCUAUGUUUAUAUUUUUUGUUACAUCAAUGUUGAGGAAGAUUAUAAUACAUCUAUGUUUAUAUUUUUUGUUACAUCAAUGUUGAGUAAGAUUAUAAUACAUCUAUGUUUAUAUUUUUUGUUACAUCAAUGUUGAGGAAGAUUAUAAUACAUCUAUGUUUAUAUUGUUA